CUUUCCCCCCGCAGCCUGGACGCGUGGCUAUCGUGACCGGUGGGACGGACGGCAUCGGCUACUCCACGGCAAAGCGCCUGGCGAGACUCGGCAUGCACGUCGUCAUAGCUGGGAACAACGAGAGUAAAGCCCACCAUGUCGUCCAAAGAAUCAAGGAAGAAACCUUGAACGACAAAGUGGAGUUUCUAUACUGUGACCUAGCGUCCAUGACGUCCAUCCGGCAGUUCGUCCAGUGUUUCAAGAGGAAGAAGCUCCCUCUCCACGUCCUGGUCAACAAUGCGGGCGUCAUGAUGGUCCCUCAGAGAAAAACCGAGGAUGGCUUCGAGGAGCAUUUCGGCCUGAACUACCUGGGGCACUUCCUGCUCACCAACCUUCUCCUGGACACGCUGAAAGAGUCGGGGGCCCCAGGCCACAGCGCGAGGGUGGUCACCGUCUCCUCGGCCACCCACUACGUCGGCGAGCUGGACAUGGACGACCUUCAGAGCAGCAGGUGGUACUCAUCCCACGGUGCGUACGCGCGGAGCAAACUGGCCCUCGUCCUCUUCAGCUACCACCUCCAGCGCCUGCUGGCCGCCGCGGGCAGCCACGUGACGGCCAACGUGGUGGACCCUGGCGUGGUCGACACCGACCUCUACAGGCAUGUCUUCUGGGGCACCCGUCUGCUCCAAAGGCUCUUCGGCAGGUGGUUUUUCAAGACCCCCGAUGAAGGCGCCUGGACUUCCAUUUAUGCGGCUGUAACUCCCGAGCUGGAAGGACGGGGCGGCCGCUACCUCUACAAUGAGAAAGAGACCAAAUCCCUGAAGAUCACCUACGACCGGAAGCUGCAGGAACAGCUGUGGGCAAAAAGCUGUCAAAUGACGGGGGUCCUCGAUGUGACCCAUGACCUCCUCUCGAGAUAGCAGCUACCCCGGAAGGCUUCGUGUGCACCACCUGCUCAUGGUCUACAAUGGCCACCGUGUUGGCAGUUCAAGCAGCCUCCUGCCCUGCGGGCUCUCCCUCGAGUCGCCCGUUGACUGCCAACUCAAGACUCAGAAGAAGUUUGGGCUUGACCACCCCCUGGUGGUCCUUGGCCACCAAUCUUGUGAUCCCAAAGUGCCAAGUUGUCCCAGGUGCCUUGACUCAGUAAAUCUUCUUGCCUACA
Messenger RNA from Tupaia belangeri chinensis (Chinese tree shrew), 1141 nucleotides. It is a transcript of the gene DHRSX, whose product is annotated as dehydrogenase/reductase X-linked. The record is from RefSeq and is a predicted model, not a curated record. Gene Ontology annotation, cellular component: extracellular region. Lineage: Eukaryota; Metazoa; Chordata; Mammalia; Scandentia; Tupaiidae. Gene Ontology annotation, biological process: positive regulation of autophagy.